AUGUUCAAAUUAGCUUUGAAACUCGUUCUUUCCCUUUAUUUAGUUUCUGUAAUUCACAUUAUUACUGAAAUUAACGCCACAGAAUCUUUACUCGUUGGUAAUGACCAUUAUCAAGACAUCAAUGUUUUCAGAUCGAAUACGACAAAUGAAAUUUCGUACCCACCUUUUACAAAUUUUCAUCCGAAAGAUCCCGAAUCCAACAAUAAUGAACUUGAAUCUGACGAUACUCUAUUCACGGAUGACGUUGAUGGUGACGACGAUGAUAUAAACGCUGCACAACGUUUGACCCGAAGAGCUUUAAUCCGAGCACGACGUCGAUGUCAAAGCAUUUGCGUAAAUAUAUGCACCUAUCGUCGUCGUUACCGUACUCGUCGAGCUCGUACACAAUGUAGCACAAUUUGUAUUGAAGAAUGUGUUCGCCGUUAUAGAAGACGCUUUGCGAGAGAGGGUCUUAGAAAAGGAAAAGUGCCGAGAAGUGGAGCAGAGGAGGAAAAAUUGGAAUGA
Messenger RNA from Ambispora gerdemannii, 504 nucleotides. The record is from the annotation of a GenBank genome assembly. NCBI's taxonomy places the organism in Eukaryota, Fungi, Glomeromycota, Glomeromycetes, Archaeosporales, Ambisporaceae.